Messenger RNA from Neospora caninum, 2586 nucleotides. RefSeq names its product Bax inhibitor 1, related. The transcript is spliced from 7 exons. Bases 1 to 2586 code for a protein of 861 amino acids. The record is from RefSeq and is a predicted model, not a curated record. Lineage: Eukaryota; Apicomplexa; Conoidasida; Eucoccidiorida; Sarcocystidae. Gene Ontology annotation, cellular component: membrane.
AUGACAGCCGAUGCCGCCAUCAUAGGGCCUUCCGGGGGCCGUGACGCCUUCCUGGCUCGCAAGUUGUACCCCAACUUUUACAAAACCCGUGCCGGUGACCCGCCCGAGAGGGGAGCGACGCGCAAAGACUUCAGACCACACAUGGUAGAUCGGAAAUCGAUUCUCUAUCCGGUACCGUAUUUGGCGAGCGAAGCGUCGCGAGCAACGUGGAUGCAAAGAGCAACCCGCGGAGUGCCGAAUAUUUCGACGCUUUCUCUAGCUCAGUCGAGCUCUGGGACUGACAUCCAGGCCGAGGAAACCCGGGAAAGCCUGGCGUCUCUCUUUGAAGACGCCUCCGCGGGUGCACAGCCGCUCAGCGUCGUGUACAAAAGGCACGAGCAGGAGCGGCUUCCGCCUUCCAUCUCUUUCCGACCUCAUCGCAAUCUCGGCGAUCCGAUGUAUUACGACAUGCCUCCACCACCUCCCUACCCCGCUCCCCCCUUGCUGCUGAAGGAACAGCGCCGCCAGAGACCGCUGUGGUCUGCCUUGUGUAAUUCAGCCGCUCCGAGUGGGCGACCUCAAUCUAUCGUUUUCAACCCUGGAAGUUCUUCUCUCUCCAUAUCACGUGGCCGUGGAAGGUCACGGGACGAACCAGAAAGUCUGGAAGAUUCAGAGGGAUCAUUCCUCGAAGUCUCAAGCGAACCCGACAUGUUCCGUGACUGUCCUUCAGUGCGUCCUUAUCCCGACCAGAAGUGGCGGCCGGGCGCCAGUCUGGACGAUGGAUAUAGCUUUCCUCGAUUUCACGAGAGCGCGGGAAGUCUCCGGUUCGGGCGGUUCAGGCAGCGUGAACGGGGCGCGGCGCGGCCCACGUCUGGGCGUGACACGCGUAGUGAACUGCAGAUGCAUCGGCGUUCUUCCAGCUCGGCCGGAAGAAUGAGGCGGGCAAGCGAGAGGCUAGGCACAUUUCCAUCCCGCAGUGUAUCGGUGCAUGGUAGCAGCCGUGCGUAUAGGUCGUCUUACUCAGAAGAAAGCGUACCGAUUCCAAUGCCAUUUUGGGGCCGGUAUGAUUGGUAUCCUCCCAUGAAAGCCCCAAGGCAGCGGAUUCAGGCAUUCGGGAAGCCUGCGGCCAGAGAAUGUGUUCCCUUGUACGAGAGCGGGCUCGACGACUGGACCACUUUCCCGUGGAAUGAAGCGCUGAGCCCCAGCGGCGAUGCGAGUCCCGGUGGUAGCCAAGCGCGGACGACGCUUCAUUCUGACAGGCUCCGUUCUGCCUGGUCGCCUUCAUAUCGGAAGGCGCUACGCGCGACCGUGGAGGAGACACCGGUUACAGCCUCGGCCGGAGCUAACGGGGGUUCACGGUGGCCGGUUGAUAGCUUUACUCGUCUCCGUGGUAAGUCAGGGAUUGACGAUACUUUUAGCAACCAACUGGAGUUCCGUAAGAGGAGUUCUCUAACGGAAGCCUCGCGUUCGUCCACUCGGCGACGCCGUGGGCAGAGUCUUCCUCGGACAGAGUGCUCUUUUCUGUGCAAGGAGCAUCGAGGUCGCCACGUGCACCUGAUGGACGUCUUUGGGCCAGUGGAGAGGAGUCAGCUGUCCGACUACUUUGACCAGGACGUGGCAGACGCAACACAUCGAGCGGCAAGAGGGUGUCUCGGUGUUCACUCAGCAAGAUGCCCCGAAUCCCACAACAUUCUGAGGCGGGUUCUGUCGAACUGCGCAGAGCGGGGCAAGCAUAUCGACUUGGAUGCUUUCCCUCAACAGACCCGAGAGCCGACAGGGCACUGGUGGUGUCGCCCCUCCGGGCGAUCCUCAAGAGCGCCGUUCGUAUUUCCCGAUUACCGCCUGGUUACUGCAAGUACGCUGGUGCGAGUUGCAGGAUAUAACCAGCGCCAAGGCGCUAUGAACUUGAAGUACAUCUUCAACUUUGCGCCUCUGAGUCCCAUUCAGCAGGAACACAUCGCCCGGGUUUAUGGCGCUCUGAUGACAAACAUCAUCCUCACGGCAGUUGGCGUCUACGCGCAACAGCGAAUUUUUGCCCUGCCAGUGUUCCUUCUUCUCGGUCUCCAGGUCCUCUGUGUUUGGGGGUUGAGCGCAACGAGCACGGAAGCCGUCUAUUCAGGCAAGGUUACUACGCCGAUGAGAGCCGCGUACUUCGGAGGCUUCGGCUUCACGAGCGGCAUGAUGCUUGGCGACUACCUGUACUUUGUGAAUAUUUUGAAUCCGCGCAUCAUCCCCACGGCGUUCCUUGUCUCCAUGGGGAUAUUCGCCUCUCUCUCUGCCGCAGCGAUCGUCGCGAAAGACAGAAAGUUCAUUUACUUGGGGGGCAUCCUCGGCACAGGCCUGACCCUCUUCACGUACAUUUCCCUCUUCUCCGUUGUGUGGCGCACAAAGCUGGCCGACGAUGUGCUGCUAUGGGGCGGUCUUCUCCUCUACAUCGGAUUCGUUCUCUUCGACACGCAAGUGACCCUCGAGAUGGCCCGUCGCGGAUCCUCGGACUACCUUGUCCAGGCCAUUCAGUUCUACGUCGACCUUCUUGGUAUUUUUAUCCGCGUUGUCCAGAUUCUCGCCGACAAGGAGCGCCGCAAGCGUCAGCGCGACGAGGAGUAA